Messenger RNA from Acanthoscelides obtectus, 5703 nucleotides. The record is from the annotation of a GenBank genome assembly. NCBI's taxonomy places the organism in Eukaryota, Metazoa, Arthropoda, Insecta, Coleoptera, Chrysomelidae.
GUCCUCUUGGUCGGCGAAACAAGAAAACAUUCAGUUAGAUUACAGAUAAUUGUGAAUUCUUGGGAGGCCACCGUGCUUAGGCUUUAUUGAAAUUUUGCACAAGAUAAACAAACCAGUAAAAGUCCUUCUUGUUGUCACGUCAAGACGCAAGCGCCCGGGAUUUUCGCUAUAGUUGUCUUUGUCGCUCCAAUGAGCGGAAGAAUUGCGUCUGUCUCUGUUUGCAAUGACAAGACAGGAUGACGCACAGAUGAUAGAGUAUGUUACCUUAUUAACCAAAAGUUGGAAAUGGUAGUUUGUAAGUUCUUUUUACAAGGCUACUGCAAGUUUGGCGAUGAUUGCAAAUUCGACCAUCAAAUCACUAGCGAUUACAAUGCACCGAAGUCAUCCUCUAUCCUGCGUCAGGCACACUUCUCGCCACCUCAACAUUCUCAGCCAGGUAUGGCAGCCCAGUCGCCAAUUCAAGAAAAACAAGUUGAUCAAAAUACAUUGGUCCAAGCUGUGGUAAAUGACAUGAUUAGCAUUGAAAAGGGUGGGCAAUGGCUGCUUUCUUCUUAUGCCCCCUUCAAAAACAAAGUCACAUUUCCUGGAUUUGAGGACCAUAGCUUUGAAGAAAUCCGUUGGGGGUUCUACAAUGCCCAGAAGAAUGGUACAUUGGAUCAAUAUAAACAGCAAGUUCAAAUGAUGUUUCAAGAUGCAGCAAUGAAGGCAAAAGCUUUACAAACCCCAACACAAGAUGUAGUGCAAAUGAUCAGCAAUGUUUACAAUGCUCCAUCUGCUACAACUCAACAGCCCAGUUCUCAAAUUUUUGGCAGUAUUGGAGCUGUAUCAUCUCCUGCUAGUAAUAUUUUUGGAAGUAGCAAUGCAGCAUCAUCCCCAGCUAGUAGUAUUUUUGGUGGUAGCAAUACAGGCUCGUCUUUGACCAGUAAUAUUUUUGGGAGUGGCAGUGCAGCAAAUUCACCAGCUAGCAGUAUUUUUGGUAGUAGCAAUACAGCAAAAUCAACAGUUACCAAUAUGUUUGGUAGUAGCAAUACACCAUCUUCUCCUGCUAGCAAUAUUUUUAGUAGUAGUGGCACAGGAUCGUCUACAGGUGCUUCAAUUUUUGGUAGUACCAAUACAGCAAAAUCCCCAACUACAUCAAUUUUUGGCAGUAGCAGUGCUGCCUCACCUUCAACUCAAGCUUUUGGUAGCACUGCAGGGCCCUCCCAAGCUGGUACUAGUGUCUUUGGACAAACAAGUGUUUUUGGCAAGGCUCCCACACCUCAAGGAGGUUUUGGUCAGAAGGCUGUUUUUGGAGGUGGUCCUACUUUUGGACAAACUAGCAUCUUUGGCCAAUCGGGUGCCAGUGUUUUUGGUCAAGCAGCAACCAGUCCAGGAGGUUCAAUCUUUGGAAGUGCCUCAGCGCAAAAAACUAAUGUAUUUGGUAGCUUUGGUAGUUCUACUCCAGCUACUACUUCCGGCCAAUCACAGAAUCUAUUUGGAGGUAUGCAAGAAGGUUCUGCAGCUCCCUCUUCUACAAAUUUGUUUCAAACUUUGGCAGCCCAACAUUCAAACGGUGUGUUCCAAACUGGUUCAGGUCAGUCUCAAACUGGCAGUUUUCCUAAUACUAGCAGCUUCUCUCAACCACGAACUUCAACAGCUCCAAAUGUUUUCCAAGCUGCAUCAAGCCAGAUUCAAAGUAGCUUUUCUCCAUCACAAGCUUCUGGUAAUCCCUUCCAAACUGCUGCAAAUCAGCUUAAACCUAGCAUUUUUACCCAAUCACAAACUACAACCAGUCUCUUCCAAACUGCUGCAAACCAGGCUGAACCUUCGAAAACUUCAAAUGCCUUCCAGACUAUGCAAAGCCAUGCACAGCCAAGUAUAUUUGGUGGUAGUGCAUUUGGUCAAAAACCAACUUUUGGACAAGCUCCCAGUUUUGGACAACAAUCCACUUUUGGCCAAGCACCUCAAACAUCUAGUUUUGGACAAACAACUUCAUCACCCAUUUUCGGACAAACGACUCAAUCGCCUACUUUUGGACAAACGACUCAAACAUCCACUUUUGGAAAAACAUCUCCAACAUCCAAUUUUGGACAGUCACCUUCAACAUCUAGCUUUGGACAAACAUCUUCAACAUCCACUUUUGCACAAACAACUCGGGCAUCUGCUUUUGGACAAACAUCAACUACAUCAGCUUUUGGACAAGCACCUUCUACAUCCAGUUUUCUUCAAACACCUAGUUUUACAUCUCCAACACCUAGAUUUGGACAAAUACCCUCAACAUCUAUCUUUGGACAAUCACCUCAAUCGUCUGGUUUUGGACAAACUUCAUCUUCAACAUCAAUUUUUGGACAGUCACCUCAAAAACCAAUUUUUGGACAAGAGUCUACAACCUCAUCAGUGUUUGGUCAACAAGGUACACAAAGUAUCUUUGGAAGUUCUCAGGCGUCGUCACAAUCUACACAGAGCAUUUUUGGAGGUGCUCAGGCUUCACCGAUAAAUGUGCAGUCUCAUACGCAGAGUAUCUUUGGAGGUACUCAGUCUUCACAAGUUGUUAAGUCACAACCAGAAACUGCUGAUGAAGACCUGUAUUCUAAGCUUGAAGAGUUGAGUGUAGAAGAAAUAAAGUUCUUUGAGAGUGACGAGUGGGAUCUGAAAAAGAUACCUGAGAAGCCACCUACCUUGCAGAUGUGUCGUGGAUAAUAUGCUAAAAAUGCUUAACAGUGGUGACACAAAAUGUUGAAUUUCAUUAGCUUAUAAUUUUAUCUUGGAGAGUUGAGUUGAGUGAAUGAAGAUUUUUAUAGAGAAUGAAUUGAUAGUAUAAAUACUUCUGAAACCAUCUACUUAUAAUAUUUAAAAAGCUUCACAUUCUUUUAAAAUAGAAGUUUUUGUAUAUAGCAUCUUUCUGUUAUAUUGUUAAAAAAUCUCUUAAAAUGCUACAAACACUUUGUUAAGGUAGGAUAAUUUGUAAUAUAUAAUAAUAUGCAGAUUGACUGUCAAUGCAUAAGCACAGUAUUUGUAAUGCCGGGUCCACAUUAAAGCAACAAAACAAAAACAAGGAACAAAAUGGAAACGCAACAAAUAUGCAACCUUUUGGAAUCAAAACAAAAUGAAAACUUAUCCACAUUGCCAAGAGACAAACAAGUUUUCAGUUGUUUAGUUUGGUGCAGUUCACACCAAAAAUUUUCAGACUGAAAAUAAGCGCGAAGAUUUUAUCAUAAUGUCUGCUGGUUAUAUGUUUCUCCAGAGUUGUGGCCGGAAAAAUAAAAAAACGCUUUUGGGUGAAACCAUCCUAACGUCAAAGAGAAAAUCGUGGUAUUGAAAAAUUAUUGUCCGAUUUGCGUAAAGGUAAUAUUGGAUUGCGAGGAGAAAUGCGUGCUAGUUUCGAGAACUUUUUAAGAUUGUCCAGUGGAAACUUUGAAGAAGUAAUACAGCUGAUCAGUCCUUAAAUCUAUAUAAAAAAUACCAAUUUCAGAGAUGCCAUUAAAGUAGCUGAACGUUUGGCCGUAAAACUAAGAUACAGUAUACUCCCUAUAUAGUUCAAUUGAAAUACUCGUGUUAUCUACACUCCACUUUAAUUCUUCACCCAACAUACUGCGCAUUUAUUUUUAAACACCCUACAUAGUGCCUUCGAAUUUGAUUCUAGUUUAUGUUUUAUAUUUGUUUCGCUGUUGCGACUUUGUUAAGUACACACAUCGUACCGACAAUGUUGCCUGAAAUGAAAACAAAACAGAAACCUUGUGAUCUGUACCGACUUGCGACGAGAACGCCAAAAGUUGCCAAAAACAGAAACAAAACACGAAAUGUUGCUUAAUUGUUGAAAAAUAUUGAGUUGCUGUUUUGUUCGUUUGGUGUGGACCCGGCAUAAUAGAGACAAGAAAGCUUGAAGAUGGUCCUUAACAAACAGUCAAAUUAAAAACGUGUUUCUAACUGAUUUUCCAAUUUCUUCGUUAAGAAUCACAAAACAAAAUUGAAAUGUGAUUAUAUUCUUCACGGCAGUUUCACAAACUGUCAAGGAAUAUUGUUUGUUGAAGUAGCGUAUUUUUCAGAGACAUUUUAUUAUGAGUGAUCUUGAUUUAAUUUAUGUAUUGUAUAAACAAUAAAAUGACAGCAUAUUUUACAGUAUAGUCAUCACCUAUCAAAUGUAGAUUAAAUCUGAUUAUUUUAACAAAUAACACGACGCGAUAUCACGCAGUAAUAAAAAAAUCUUCCAUAACUUCCCACUACAGUACAGUCAUAGUGGAUAUUAUAUGAUAAACAUAUUACCAAAAUCUGUUGAAAAUCAUUUAUUAUACAAAUGUAAUAUACAUCAAUAAAUUUAAAUAAAAAGAAUAAGCAUUGGCUAUCACAGUAGUAUUCAGAUACUACAAAGUACAUAUGUUUUAUAUAGCGACAUAAUAUUAUCCCUAUCAUCAACGUUUAAGGAUGAAGGACCCCACAUAAAACAUAUGAAAAUGGGUCCCAGUCGAUUUGUCUAAACAUUCAAUAUACGUGUCGCCUUCCUGAACAGCUUCUCAUCGGACCAAAGCAGACUGAUGAUUAAUUUCUGAGAAAUAAGGGAUUGACGUUUGCCAGAUUUUUAAAUUCAUCAAGAAAACCAUUCAAAUGCAGCAAGUAUCGAACCUGCGAGGCGUUUAUAAAAUACAUUAUUAAUAGAUACCAUCCUCCAAUUACUAUUUAUGGGAGGUGCUAAUGCUACUUUAGAGCUUCAGAGCCAAACGUUAGUCCAGCGUUAGAUGAAGUAGAAGGCUUUCACACAAGGAAUGUACUUACCGUUUAGAGACCCAGUAAAGUAUAGGCUAUGGAUAUCUUACCAACAGAUUUAUGAAAAUAACCAGGAUUUACCUGAUUAUUACGCAGUAAUUAAUGGGAAUUACGGCAUAUGUAAAUCUGGCGCCCAAGACACGAGAUUGGAGUUCAUUAUGCGUCGAAAAAGUUGACUCAAACCGUUUUGUUGUGCCGGAAGCAGACCAAAACAAAAUUCCAAUACCCUAAACCCUGAAGCUAUGUCGCAUUACUGCGCUUUCACUUUCAUUUUCGCCUUCAAAAUCAACUUGCCCUUAUAAAAGUCAUAAUCAAAUACAACUAAACAACCACGACUUUUCCAUACCCUUGUGAAGCGAACUGUCCUCUUGUGAUUUUUUUAAAUUCUGGAACAACUCGUACGAGAUCCAUUUCAGUGUCAACGUAUAAAAUAAAUAAAUUGACCUUAUAAGGAUCAUGGUCAAGAUCAACAUGACACAUCCCAACGCAUUCUUAGACGGUUUUUAAAUGAAAUACUUCUUCAGCAUAACAGAAUUUUGUCUCAGAACCACAAUCGAUACUUUCACAAUUUUUGUAAAUCGGGCAAACCCCCUAUUCCUCAGAAACUAGUAAAAAUGCUUUGAUCCCAUGAGAACUUUUGUUUUGGAAAGCAAGCAAUAUCAUACUCGAUUUUUAAACAAAUCGACUGGGACCCAUUUUCCUUGUUUUAUGCGAGGCCCGCCUUCAUUGAUUAACAAAUCAUACUAGAAGAUGACUAAUUCAAUUGAAAGCAUUGCCUGCGCUAAAAUAACCAUGCGUACCUUGGUGCCGCCAAUCACUUAUACCUAUAACUAUAUACGUGUCCACCACCGUCUUUAGCCGCUAGGAUUGACACCUCUCGAACUGUUGCAGUAGGUUAUGGAAUUUUCGUUAAGAAAUUCAGCGAAUACAAAAUCUUGGGAAUUAUUACAAGGGGGUUGAUAG